CUCAGUGACAGGUGUUUGUUCGACAGGGAAGUUCUCUGUUACACACUGCUCUACACUUUUAUGAUCAGGCCGAUUUCUAGGUAGUAUUUUGUGUACAACGGUGUUGGCAUAUUGCCAUGGUGACUCAGCGAAACAAAAGAUGAUACAGACUGGGAAUGUCAAAGCCUGGAAUAGGCUUCUCAUAUUUGCAGUCUUGGUCCUCUUCGCUAUCAACACAUGGCUUGUCAAAACUCUGCUGAGUAUUACCACGGAUGUAGAAUUGCUUGGAGCUGGAACUGGCAGAGAACCUUUGAAGAACAAUCAUGCAAAUAAACAGGUUCAAAUCUUGCUUCAAGACUCCAAGCCCCAACUGUGUGCAAGCUCUAUUAACAUUAAUAAGGAUAAAGCCAUUGUACUGGGGAACCGGGAACCAACUAAAGACUUUCUAACGAUAGCUAUACCAACUGUCAAGCGUGACCAAAAGGACUACCUUCAACAAACGUUAGACUCGCUCAUUGAAAACUCUACCCCAGAGGAGCGUUCCAUCAUCACCGUGGUGAUAUUUGCUGCCAACUUUGAUGACGAGCUCAACAAACUCCUGAAGAUAGACUUGGAGUCAUCUUACCGCAAAUACUUCUCUAAUGGAUUCAUGCAACUGAUUGUCGCGCCGCGAUCUUUUUAUCCACCCUUGAACAAUCUCAAACAGAAUUUUGGUGAUUCUGAGGAUCGCGUUAAAUGGAGGGCAAAACAAGUAGUUGACUAUGCUUUUUUGUUCAGCUAUUGCCAUGAUCUCUCGGAAUAUUACCUCCAGCUUGAGGACGAUGUUGUCUCAUCACCAAACUUUGUCCAAUCCAUCCGAGGAUUUCUUGAAAUCAAUAAACAAAAGCAGUGGAAAACGCUGGAGUUUUCAGAACUUGGCUUUAUCGGGAAGCUUGUGCGGUCCACUGAUCUGCUGCGUCUAGCACAAUUUAUGCUGUUCUUCUAUGAGGAACAGCCUGUAGACUUCUUGCAAAAGUAUUACAAUCUACUGAAUGCUCAAGAAGGGAUGUUCAGACAUGCUCCGUCCAUUUUCCAGCAUGUUGGGGUACAAUCCUCCCUCAGAAAUAAGGAGCAGGAGCUGGUUGAUCGAUUCUUUGAGGAAAACAGCGGCAAGAAGUACCAGAGUGACAACCCACCAGCUGUGUUGUACAGCAGCAUGGAAGCCUUCAGCAUGUAUGUACCCCAACUAGCCUAUAGCUCAAAGCCUGGCUACUUCUGGGGUAAGACACCCAUUAUGGGUGAUACCCUACUCCUGGUCUUUGAGACACCCGUUCGUCUUUCCAGGGUUGUGAUAUUAAGUGGUUCAGACACCUACCCCGAGGAUAUCCUGCGAGCAGGGAAGGUUGAAGUAAGCCCAGUGGUACUGACAAUAAGUCUGGACUCCACACCGAGGUGCACAGACUACCAAUUCAUAGGGGAGUUUAACGAAGGGAAAUUCAAUGAGAGGAAUUUGGACCAAAAGAUUGACUCCCCAGUCAAGUGUAUUCAGGUAAAGGUGACCAAAAGUCAACAGUCUUGGCUACUGGUCAAGGAGAUUGCUGUGUGGGUCCACAGAUGAAACUUUGGUCCAAGUUAAUCAUAUGUGAAUCUAGACAAUAAUUUACUCAUUGGAUGAAGCACGAUUAAAAUAAAUAUACGUCACACUAUGUAGUGCAAUUUGUGAGAUUUUAUAUUUUUCCAUCUUUAACAACAGUACCUGUAGAAAAAGGGUUUAUGAGUGGGGGUAGGUAGAAGGCUUUGUGGGUGAGAUCACAUAUGGGCUUAUGUGGAAUGGUAUUCCAUCCAGACACAAAACAUACACAUUUAAAGUGAAUAGAAAAUAAACUUCAUUCAUUCAAACUGCUCUUGGCUUUUAAUCCAAUUAUAUUUUCAAACUUGAACCAUUUGGCAAAUGAGUAAUCGGAUGUAAUUAUGGCCUUAUAUAGAUUUUCAAAAUAAAGUUCAGCAAUCAAAUAUAAAAUACUUUGUCUUUCAAGUUGAUGUAAUAAUUAUAUUAUGUAUACAUGCAAACGUUAUUCAUAUCAAAAAUUGUUUAACUUAAACAGUUACAUUUGUGCGUAAAAUACAAUAAUACUGUACUCUUUCCAUUCUGGCACCAAUUUAAAAGGAAAUACUAUAAUGUGUAACAUAUUGCAUCUUUCACGGUAGCACUUAUUUUAUUACGAAGAGUGUUUAAAGGGUUUUGGGAACUUUUUGUUGGACAUAAAACGCAAUGUCCAUAGAUUACACUAAACUUCAGACUUUGAAGAUAAUGAUGGUAGAAAGCUUCCCAUAAAAUGUUACUUGCUGAGGUGUUGUAGUU
Asterias rubens (European starfish) is the source of this 2320-nucleotide messenger RNA. RefSeq names its product alpha-1,6-mannosyl-glycoprotein 4-beta-N-acetylglucosaminyltransferase-like. Gene Ontology annotation, molecular function: acetylglucosaminyltransferase activity. The record is from RefSeq and is a predicted model, not a curated record. The transcript is spliced from 5 exons. NCBI's taxonomy places the organism in Eukaryota, Metazoa, Echinodermata, Asteroidea, Forcipulatida, Asteriidae. Gene Ontology annotation, biological process: protein N-linked glycosylation. Bases 140 to 1576 code for a protein of 478 amino acids.